Molecule: messenger RNA, 1380 nt
Organism: Chanos chanos (milkfish)
Lineage: Eukaryota; Metazoa; Chordata; Actinopteri; Gonorynchiformes; Chanidae
Gene: dmrt3a
Product: doublesex and mab-3 related transcription factor 3a
Exons: 3
Coding region: 1-1380 (459 amino acids)
Biological process (GO): male sex differentiation; regulation of transcription by RNA polymerase II
Cellular component (GO): nucleus
Molecular function (GO): DNA-binding transcription factor activity, RNA polymerase II-specific; protein binding; RNA polymerase II cis-regulatory region sequence-specific DNA binding
Source: RefSeq, a predicted model, not a curated record
AUGAAUGGCUACGGGUCACCCUACCUCUACAUGGGGGGCCCAGUACCCCAGGCAAGAGCGCCCCUCCAAAGGACGCCCAAGUGUGCUCGUUGUAGAAAUCACGGCGUGCUUUCCUGGUUGAAAGGACACAAACGGUACUGUCGGUUUAAGGACUGUACUUGUGAGAAAUGCAUUCUGAUCAUUGAGCGCCAGCGGGUCAUGGCAGCUCAGGUGGCGUUGAGGAGGCAGCAAGCGAACGAGAGUUUGGAGAGUCUCAUCCCGGAGUCCCUGAGAGCUCUCCCCAGUCUCUCCGUGGCGGCUGGAGGCAGCGAUGGGACCCAGGGAGCACCGCCACCCACUACCAGUAUCGAUCUACGAUGGACGACAGAGACAGUAGCCAAACCACCAUCACAAGUAGCCGAGCGCAUGAAGCCGGAUGUGUCGGAGGAGCAGUCAGGAGCAGAGAAUGGAGGGUGUGGCAGUGACAGGGAGCAGGACCAGGUCAGUUCUCCUGAGGAGCCCAAACCCAAUCCCUGCUACAGCCCUGACACCCCUGAGACGUCAGCCCUGUCUCAGCCAGAGGAGAAUCACUACAGCUUACAGAGACCUGGUUCUGACCCAGAUCCCAAAGCCGACAGCCCCAAAUACACAAACGAGCCAAGCCUACUCAUAGAGGGUGUGUCAGGCUCAGUGUCACUCCCCUUCAACCUGAAGGCCAACCGGCCGCCUCUGGAGGUUCUGAGGAAGAUUUUUCCCACACAUAAGUCAGCUGUUUUGGAACUGAUCCUGCGGGGUUGUGGUGGGGACCUGGUUGGCGCCAUUGAGGUUCUUCUCUCUAGCAGGUCAGCUCUGAAGCCCGAGAAGACUUCCACAGAGAACGCUGACCCCAUAGUCCUCCCAUCCAAUGGGCACCUUUUUGAACACACCUUGGGGUCCUACCCAGUGUCCUCAUCCUCAAAAUGGUCAGUGGGAUCAGCGUUUCGAGUUCCAGAUUCACUGCGAUUUUCCUCGGAAUCUUCUGGAGUCCUUCCAGGCCCGUUGGGAAUGCCCCUGCAGCAGAGUUUUCCCCAGCCCCCCCGCUACCCCCUCAUGCUGCGCAACUCUCUGACCCGCAGUCAGUCGGGUCCAUUCCUGCAUAACGACAUCACACUGUGGAAUACCAUGACGCUCCAGCAGCAGUACCAACUCCGCUCUCAGUAUAUAUCUCCGUUCUCUGGACCACCCUCCGGAGUUUUCCGCAGCUCGCCGCUUCUGCCCUCCCGACCUUCAGAGGAUUCCCGGAUCACCCUGCAGGAAGAUAACUGCCCACUGGUUCCCAAACAGACUGUUUAUGGCGCCGACGAGGAAUACGAGGACAGAUCGGAUUCGUCGGAGUCAAGAAUACUGAAUACAUCAUCGUAA